AUGAAGCGGUAAACUGCCUGGUACUGUUGGACAGAUGUGUGCUGUAAGGGAGGGAUAUGAUGGGAAAGGAUGGGAGAGGGAGGAAGCAGCUUUCAGUGGCCUCACAUCCUCUCUGCUAGGGCUGUUUUCAACAGCUGUGCGGCCAUGCCUGUGUUUCUGUCUGUCUCUGUCCACCCAGAGAUCUGUCUGCAUGCCUGUCCAUCCAGAGAUCUGUCUGCAUGCCUGUCCAUCCAGAGAUCUGUCUGCCUGCCUGUCCACCCAGAGAUCUGUCUGCCUGUCCACCCAGAGAUCUUGUCUGUCUUUUUGUCCAUCUGCCUAUCUGUCUAUCCUGUCCAUAAAUCUCCCAGAUUGGGGCUUUUGCGUACAGAUGUCACUAGGGCUAUGACGAUACCAGUAUCGCAAUAUUGUUUCCAUGGCAAAAAUGAAAACACGAAGCAAACUCUACAGCAAACCUGCUGUAUGUGAAAUAUUGCCUGCUAUAGCAUGGUAAAUAUAGCGUGGUAAAUAAAUAAAUGUGACACUAGAUCAGGGGUUCCCAUUCGGGGGGGCUUUCCAGUCUAUUUCUAUGGGCACAAGCACUGUUCAUGACACGCAGUUCACACCCCUCCUUGUUGGUGGAGAGAAUUUUGCAGGUUUAAAGCUUAUUUCCUGCAAUUCUACACAUUCUGUCAUGGGGUGCAAAGAAAAUGUUGUUUUAAAGCACAUUUUCUUGCAAUUCAAUACAUUUUGCCAUAUCUAAUGUGUAUUUAUGUGAUAUUUGAGUGACUAAAAAAUGACAUCUAUGGGCAAAAAAAAAAAAAAAAACCUUGACUGACAUGGCCUAGUUGAUCUGGACAUUUUUGAUAAGUUGUAAAUAGCUCUCUAAGGUAUGCAAUGACUAACAUGACAAGAGGAAUACUGAUGAUGCACUAAGUUCUAAAUCGCAUCUUGUGCAUUCUACUAUUACAACUUUCAACAGUAAGAUUUUAAAGCCAGACUGAGUCCCAUUAAAAAUUUACAUUUUGUUCGUUUUUUUGGGCGGGGGGGGGGGGCGGGACCCCUCAGUUUGGGAACCACUGCUCUAGAUGACAACAUAAUGUUUGUUUCCAACGUUAGGGCUGUUUUCCUAAAGAAGUUAAAUCCGCUUCGUGUUUUGUUUCCUUGCCACUAUACUAAGGAGUAUGGUGAUACUGGUAUCGUCCCGGCCCUAGAUAUGUCACCCAACAUGAUGAUUCUGUUGUGCAAAAUAUUUCUAACACAGCUUCUCUUCUCUUCUUCUUUCCCCAGGUUCCACACUAGACCUUUACCCAGGCUCUGGCCACCUCAUCAUAUGGUAUGGACUAAACCAGAGAAGAGGAGAGAGAAUAGAUCCUUUCCUUUACAUCUGCCUAUUGACUAGCUACGUUUGUAAAUCCUCAGGGUCCCAGAGAGGUGGGAGUUCAGCUGAACUUGUUCCCCAAACUGCACUCCCCUCAGUGGGGGUUGGUUGUGACCCAGCUCCAGGGUACAUCCCACCUCACGGCAGGCUUUCCUUUCCUGAGCAGCAGCUGUGUCCUGCCUGCGUCCUGCCUCUAUUUCCUGUCUUUGGUGUGCAAGGCUAAGCCUCCUCUCUCCACCCCCCCCCCCCCCACACACACACACACACACACACUCUCUCCCUCCCUGUUGACCGCGAUCCAAGAAGAAGAGGACUCAUCAAUCCCUUAACUUCCUGGUACAUUUCUCCCUCUCACCAGAGACGACAGCAGCACCAUGACCUCCAUGUCCAGCCUGUUCUCCUUCACCAGUCCAGCUGUGAAGCGUCUGCUGGGGUGGAAGCAGGGGGACGAGGAGGAGAAAUGGGCUGAGAAGGCUGUUGACGCCCUGGUCAAGAAACUGAAGAAGAAGAAGGGAGCCAUGGAGGACCUGGAGAAAGCCCUCAGCAGUCCAGGACAGCCCAGUGAGUGACCCUGUCUGUCUGUAGUGCACUGUGUACUGUGUGCGGCAUCAUACUUGGUCAGGUCCGGGCCAGGUGUGUGUGAGAGAUAGACUGUCUCUCUGGAUCAUAAUAUCAUAGAGUCUGCUAGAUGACUAAGUUAUAUUUAUAUAUAUAUAUAUAAAGCAUUGUCAUACUUGGUCCAGAUAUUUCCUAACCUUCCCUAACCCCCCUCUAUCUGCCAGGUAAGUGUGUGACCAUUCCUCGGUCUCUGGACGGUCGUCUCCAGGUGUCCCACAGGAAGGGUCUCCCCCACGUUAUCUACUGCAGGGUGUGGCGCUGGCCCGACCUGCAGUCUCACCAUGAGCUCAAGCCUCUGGAGAUGUGUGAAUACCCCUUCGGCUCCAAACAGAAGGAGGUCUGCAUUAACCCCUACCACUACAAGAGGGUAGAGAGCCCAGGUAUGUAAUCGCUAGCUUGUAGCUAGUACAUACAGGCAUUUAAAUCAUGUUCGUUCCUACUAUAGUAUUGACUCAAUCUAAUGCAUUGCAAGACCUAGCCUCUAAGUGAUGUAUUUGUGGCUGUUGUACACGUCCUUCUACAAGAAGUGUACAUUACACAGUAAGGCUAAAGUUCAUCUGACUUAAGUUACCAUUUAGCCAAGUGAAGGAGAGUACUGCAUCCUUGACCAUUUAGCCAAGUGAAGGAGAGUACUGCAUCCUUGACCAUUUAGCCAAGUGAAGGAGAGUACUGCAUCCUUGACCAUUUAGCCAAGUGAAGGAGAGUACUGCAUCCUUGACCAUUUAGCCAAGUGAAGGAGAGUACUGCAUCCUUGACCAUUUAGCCAAGUGAAGGAGAGUACUGCAUCCUUGACCAUUUAGCCAAGUGAGGGAGAGUACUGCAUCCUUGACCAUUUAGCCAAGUGAAGGAGAGUACUGCAUCCUCAACCAUUUAGCCAAGUGAAGGAGAGUACUGCAUCCUUGACCAUUCAUACUAUUUAGAUUAACGUUUCCAAUAAAUAUGUCUCAAGGUGAGCAAUAUGGGGCAUUCUGUCUGCUACCCUAGAGAUAUAUGUGUUGUCUCGUCUGAGUGACGUGAUAUCUGUCCUUGAAUUGGUUAAUACAAAGCUAGCAGUCACAUGUCAGGGAGGAGGGGGUGGAGCAGAGCACAGGUCAAGGACUUUAAAAAUGACCUGAUCAAUAGGAUCUGCAUCAUAUAGCACGUUUUUAGAAUGUAAUGGAAAACACAAUGGUAUUGAAAGUACUUUUGUUAAAAUGUAAAGGCUAGAGGAGAUCCUUGCAGUGGACAUGCACAACAGCCACUAAUGACAACAGAGGUCAUGCGAAGAGAAGAUUCCUUCAUUCAUGUGUAGUAUCUAUGUUUUCACUGGUUUCAAAUGAAAUGCUAUAGUGUCCCAAGGUUUCUUUAAAGGCGCUUCAAAUCCAAUGUAUAUUUAUUUUAAAAUCUCUUCUCCACCAGUUCUCCCUCCGGUGUUGGUGCCUCGCCACAGUGAGUUCAACCCACAACACAGCCUCCUGGUCCAGUUUAGGAACAUGACUCACAACGAGCCCCACAUGCCCCUGAACGCCACCUUCCCAGAGUCCUUCCAGCAGCACAGUGGGGGCAGCGGUACCUCCUUCCCCAUCUCCCCUAACUCCCCCUACCCCCCCUCCCCAGCCUCCAGCGGAGGGGUGGGCACCUACCCCAACUCUCCUGCCAGCUCCGGACCCUCCAGCCCCUUCCAGCUUCCAGGUAGAUGUCAGUAUACACUCCUAUCAUAUAUCAUGCACCUAUGUGUUUAUUGGUAGUCAGUUACCAUGGCUGCUAUUACAAUAUCAUAUACUGUUAGCCUAUUACAUAUAUAUUCACACUGGGUUUUCACACUUGUACACUUCACCUGGUAACACACUGCCUUUGGCCUCUAUGAUGUACACUUCACCUGGUCACACACUGCCUUUGGCCUCUAUGAUGUACACUUCACCUGGUCACACACUGCCUUUGGUCUCUAUGUGAGAAUGUAAAAGGGAAGUAACAUUGCCAUUAAAAGAAAGAAACGUGUUUUCCUGAUAGAAAAUGGGAUUAGAAAUCUGUGGAGGACAAGUUGGUUUGAUUUCUAACUAUAUGUGAUGAUGGUCCAUGAUAGAAACCAGGGUCUUCUGACAGCCAGGGGGGACAAUCAAAAUGGCAACUAAAGAGUGUACCAAAGCCCUGCAUCAGGGUGACUGGUGAGUGUCAGUCAGUGGUGCCCAUCGCUGGGCACAGCAUAGGCCUGGCCUGGCCUCCGGCUCCUAUUCUGGUGAAUAGAUCCCCAGCCAGUGUGCCCAUCGCUGGGUACAGCAUAGGCCUGGCCUGGCCUCCAGCUCCUAUUCUGGUGAAUAGAUCCCCAGCCAGUGUGCCCAUCGCUGGGUACAGCAUAGGCCUGGCCUGGCCUCCGGCUCCUAUUCUGGUGAAUAUAUCCCCAGCCAGUGUGCCCAUCGCUGGGUACAGCAUAGGCCUGGCCUGGCCUCCGGCUCCUAUUCUGGUGAAUAUAUCCCCAGCCAGUGUGCCCAUCGCUGGGUACAGCAUAGGCCUGGCCUGGCCACCGGCUCCUAUUCUGGUGAAUAGAUCCCCAGCCAGUGUGCCCCAUCGCUGGGUACAGCAUAGGCCUGGCCUGGCCACCGGCUCCUAUUCUGGUGAAUAGAUCCCCAGCCAGUGUGCCCAUCGCUGGGUACAGCAUAGGCCUGGCCUGGCCACCGGCUCCUAUUCUGGUGAAUAGAUCCCCAGCCAGUGUGCCCAUCGCUGGGUACAGCAUAGGCCUGGCCUGGCCACCGGCUCCUAUUCUGGUGAAUAGAUCCCCAGCCAGUGUGCCCAUCGCUGGGUACAGCAUAGGCCUGGCCUGGCCACCGGCUCCUAUUCUGGUGAAUAGAUCCCCAGCCAGUGUGCCCAUCGCUGGGUACAGCAUAGGCCUGGCCUGGCCUCCGGCUCCUAUUCUGGUGGAUAUAUCCCCAGCCAGUGUGCCCAUCGCUGGGUACAGCAUAGGCCUGGCCUGGCCACCGGCUCCUAUUCUGGUGAAUAGAUCCCCAGCCAGUGUGCCCAUCGCUGGGUACAGCAUAGGCCUGGCCUGGCCACCGGCUCCUAUUCUGGUGAAUAGAUCCCCAGCCAGUGUGCCCAUCGCUGGGUACAGCAUAGGCCUGGCCUGGCCACCGGCUCCUAUUCUGGUGAAUAGAUCCCCAGCCAGUGAGGUUUGCUGAUGCACAGAUCCACAACAGAUUCACAACAGAUUCACAACAGAUCCACAACAGAUUCACAACAGAUCCACAACAGAUCCACAACAGAUUCAUGGGCUGCUGUAGUCAGUCAGGCAUAAUGGCAGCAGGGAAAAUAGCCUUUUGUCUUUUUUGAAUUGUGCUGAAUUGCCCCCAGGAUUGAAUCACUACAGUGCUAGUGUUAUCACUUCUAUGUGGUGAAUUGCCCCCAGGAUUGAAUCACUACAGUGCUAGUGUUAUCACUUCUAUGUGGUGAAUUGCCCCCAGGAUUGAAUCAUUACAGUGCUAGUGUUAUCACUUCUAUGUGGUGAAUUGCCCCCAGGAUUGAAUCACUACAGUGCUAGUGUUAUCACUUCUAUGUGGUGAAUUGCCCCCAGGAUUGAAUCACUACACCGCUAGUGUUAUCACUUCUAUGUGGUGAAUUGCCCCCAGGAUUGAAUCACUACACCGCUAGUGUUAUCACUUCUAUGUGCUGAAUUGCCCCCAGGAUUGAAUCACUACAGUGCUAGUGUUAUCACUUCUAUGUGGUGAAUUGCCCCCAGGAUUGAUUCACUACACUGCUUGUGCUAUCACUUCUAUGUGGUGAAUUGCCCCCAGGAUUGAUUCACUACACUGCUAGUGCUAUCACUUCUAUGUGCUGAAUUGCCCCCAGGGUUGAAUCACUACAGUGCUAGUGCUAUCACUUCUAUGUGGUGAAUUGCCCCCAGGAUUGAAUCACUACAGUGCUAGUGCUAUCACUUCUAUGUGGUGAAUUGCCCCCAGGGUUGAAUCACUACAGUGCUAGUGCUAUCACUUCUAUGUGGUGAAUUGCCCCCAGGAUUGAAUCACUACAGUGCUAGUGUUAUCACUUCUAUGUGGUGUAACAGGAGGAAAGCGGAGUUGUUUGAUUUGAAUUGUCAGUUUGGGCAGCCGUGUUAUUAUCCAGAGAAAUCUGGCCACCCUCUUAAGCACGGUGGUAACCUGUAAAUGUUUGGUCUGUAGGAAGACCAGUCUUUCUUCAUAAAAAACAUUACCAAUUAGUCCCCACCCACAUCUCAAUUUCUGUCCUCCAUAAGUGGUUCUGUAAUACAGCACUAAUGGGACUGUCCAUAGAUCCAUAGACGAGUGUACCAUGUGAUGGAUGUGUGUGUGUGUGAAAACCUUGCACCUGUUUCCGGGUAGAGAAAGAUCCUGUGGUGGUGGGUGGGUUUUAACUCCUCUUGGGAGUUGUCGGAGUGGUGUGUGUGUGUGUGUGUGUGUGUGUGUGUGUGUGUGUGUGUGUGUGUCCGUCCGCUGUGAGUUUGUGGACAGCCAUUUGUCAUCAGCAGCAGCUGGUCUCCUCUAACUAUCCGUCCAUUGUGUUCUUCCCUCUCCAGCUGACACCCCACCCCCGGCCUACAUGCCCCCUGACGAGCAGAUGGGACAGGAGGGGUCCAUGGAGACCAACAGCAGCGGGCCCAGGAACAUGCCUAGUGGGGGUGAGGAGUCUGACUUUCAACUUUAUUUACCAGGGAUUAUUGCCUAGUGACUUUCCCCCUGUCCCAGCAGUAAACACACUGUGGGCUAUACUGGGAGCAGUGACACCCAAGCAAUAAAACCUCGAAAGUGUGUGGUGAUGCCCAACUCACCACAGCACAAAUAUCUCCUAUAGUCAACCCUUUAAACAACGCCCAAGACGCUGCCAGACCCCUGGUGGAGUCGGCGCGUACACCACUAGGUAACCCUUGUUGGUCCUCUGUAGCUCAAUUGGUAAAGCAUGGCGCUUGUAACGCCAGGGUAGUGGGUUCGAUCCCCGGGACCACCCAUACGUAAAAAUGUAUGCACGCAUGACUGUAAGUCGCUUUGGAUAAAAGCGUCUGCUAAAUGGCAUAUUAUAUUAUUAUAUUAUAUUGCUGCUAUAUGCCAGGGAGAUAGCCUUCACAAUCCAGGGUCUGCUUAGAGAGCGCCCUGUCGCAAACUGGAUUAGCAAAACAGACAAAAAAGCUGGUCACGUGACCGGAAAUCCUGGGUCCAUUCAAUGUACGUGCAUAAAGCUGACACCGGACAUAGGUCAUGUAACCUCUGUUGAUCUAAAGAAGCAAAAGGAGGAGGUGAAAAAGGGAAAUGACUCAAAGCUAAGGACCUGUAGGACAUAGCCAUGACUUUCGGGGCGAAGGCCGCUUGUGAACGCAGCGUCACCUUAGUCGCCCGGGGCCAACUGAGUACAAGAAGGCUGUACGGAUAGCGCAUGGAGGUCCCCAACGCGUUUAUCUGAGGCCAAAGCCAUAAGCAGGGAGGUUUUGCAUGAGAGGAACUUCAGAGGCUCGAAGGGGGCCGCACACAAUGCCUCCAAAACCAAGUCCAAUAGCACGCAAUAGGUUUAGAGACAGGUCUGAGAUGAUUACCAUAACGCCCCGGGGAUAGCUAGUAAGUUGCAUUUGCCGAAAAUGAUGCAUGCUAGCUGACGUUAGCCAUGAUAAGGCUUCUGGUCUAAGCUAGGUUAGCUAUCCUCUUUGACCGCAGCACUGUCCAUUUUUAGAAUAACCAAGCAAUUAGCAUAUACUAAACAAGCGAGCUACCCUAGCAUUUUCAUCAUUUGGGAGCCGGAAUAGCUAGCUAUUGUAAAGUGGUUAUCCCACUGGCUAUAGGGUGAACGCACCAAUUUGUGAGUCGCUCUGGCUAAGAGCGUCUGCUAAAUGACGUUAAUGUGCCCUUGAGCAAGGCACUUAACCCUAAUUGCUCCUGUAAGUCGCUCUGGAUAAGAGCGUCUGCUAAAUGACUAAAAUGUAAAUGUAAAUGUAGCUCGCCUCGGCAAGUUGGCUAACCUGGCUAGCACGUUAUGCAGCGCUUGUUAGCUAGCUUGAUCUCUAAAGUCUACGUUGGACCGGAUCACCAAGGUGGGACCUGGACCCUUCUGGGAAGAGAGGCAAGCGGUGCUUAACCAAGGCAGACACAGGUGGCAGGGGGGGGCAUUCGACCAGACCAACCACCCAAACCAUCUCGGCGUCCCUCAACCUCCACUCAGCUGAGGUACGGGCACCCGGGAGAGGAAGUCACUAUCGGGAACACCAAGCCCCCUAAAGAAUGUUUACACGAUUGUCAAGAGAACCUGCGCCGCGGACUACAUUUAAGUCAUUUAGCAGACGCUCUUAUCCAGAGCGACUUACAGGAGCAAUUAGGGUUAAGUGCCUUGCUCAAGGGCACAUCGACAAAUGUUUCACCUAGUCGGCUCGGGGAUUAGAACCAGCGACCUUUUGGUUACUGGCACAACGCUCUUACCCACUAAGCUACCUGCCGACUAGUAGGGGUAACGGUGCCAGCCGUCCCCUAGUCUCGCACACUAACUGAUUGGGGCGAGGGCAGCCUGAGCAUGCGCCGAGAAAUACAAGACAACAAACGGGCAUGGUUGCGAACCCAGCUUAUUAGUGUAACCCCUCGAUUCUUGGCUGUCGCUGCUUUGCAGGACUGAUACGCACAUACAGGAUCAUCGGGUUCAGGCAAGUGCCCUGUUUAUUGUAGUCUGGCAAUAAAGCACACAAUGUAGGUGUUCAAGUUAGAAUCAGACGGUUAUGUAUUUACAUUCCUCCAGCUCCUGUACAUGAAAAUAUAAUAGUCACAACUUUUGUCUUGGCCGCUCGUGGUGACGUUAGGCAUUUCACGCCUCAUUAGCUAGCAGAGUAAACAUUCAGAACGUUUGUUUAGCGCCAGGUAGCUGGCUAGCAUCACGAUACAAAAUACAUCAAGAUACUGAGAUAGUCUGAUCUUCACACAGUUACAUAAUAUAUAUAUAUAUAUACACACACAUUAAAUAAGCACUUUAGACAGUUAGACUAGACUUGUAUGAGAAUUAUGACAUGUUAUAUCACAAAAAGAAGCGUACCAUCUUUGCCAUAAUCAUAAGUGAAAGGUAACUCAAAUAUGGUGGCAACGGUGAACUUGACAUCAGACCAAUACCAGCUUGCUUAUACCAUGCGAGGGCAUAAGAGCCUUGAAUAGCGACGUAACAUCUUGUAACUCAUUCCCUUUAGAAUGAGAAUAUAAUAUUUUCACGAACUUCAUACAAAUAAUCUACAUGCAGGUGAAAACAGCUCCUGCUACAUUAGCCUUCAUCGUUUCGGUCGCGUUAGCCAUCUUACUUUAUUGCUAUAGCCAGGCCAAGCAAUUCUAAGAAUAACUAAUUGUUUGUGAUUAGGAAACUUAUGAGAACCAUACAAACUUCAGCACACAAUGUCCAGGGUGUUAGCACGCUACCACUAAGGGACAGUUUAGUUGGCGCAAUGUAAGUGUGUGUGUGUUUUUUAAAAGCGUGAAUCAUUCAAGGUGAAGAGCUGAACGAUUGAAGGAAUGAAGACGGGCCUCACGCUUAUCACCUGUGGAAGGCGGGACUUCCAGCGAGGCGCGGAUUUCAUUGGCCUUGUCACAGCGUGAUUGUCGCGAGAGUGCAACUCCCCGUAGUUUGUUGUACGGAAGUUGACUGACUGAAAGGGAACCAUGGGCACUACAAAUGCACAACAUCAUUCAUGAAUUGAAUAAAAUUAAAUUGUACAUUUCAAGAUUACGCAUCCCUUUUCCUUUAGAACAUAGAAGGACCCCUGCAGCCAGUGGAGUAUGAGGAACCUAGCCACUGGUGCAGUAUUGUGUUCUAUGAGUUGAACAGCCUCCUCUCAUCCCUCUCUCCUCUCCACCUUCUCCCUGUAGAUGUGCAGCCAGUGGAGUAUGAGGAACCUAGCCACUGGUGCAGUAUUGUGUACUAUGAGUUGAACAACAGAGUGGGUGAGGCCUACCAUGCCUCUUCUACCAGCGUCCUGGUGGACGGCUUCACCGACCCCUCCAACAACAAGAACCGCUUCUGCCUGGGGUUGCUCUCCAACGUCAACCGCAACUCAACCAUAGAGAACACACGCCGCCACAUCGGCAAAGGUGAGCAUAAACGCAAAUGUGCCUCCCACGUCAGUAAAGGUGAGCAGGGCAACACGUAGAGAUGACUAGAUUAGUUGAUGAGGUCUUGAAAAUGGAGAUGAGGUUCAGAGAAAGUGGGGGGGGGGGGAAGGAAUGGUGAAAAACGUUUGUGAUAUUCAGUUGAAACAUGCGUGAUGUUCCAUUGAAACAUGUAUUUUUUUAAAUUUAUAGAUGGUUAAUUAAUUUUUAUUCCUAGGUUUUACUGCUCUGUUGGAGCUAGAAACACAAGCGUUUUGAGCUUUUUUUUCCCCUCCCCCUCCGCCAGGGGUCCACCUGUACUAUGUUGGAGGUCUAUGCAGAGUGUCUGACACCAGCAUCUUCGUUCAGAGUUGUAUCUCUCCCUCUUUCUCUCCCCUCUCACUUCCCCCCCUCCGCCAGGGGUCCACCUGUACUAUGUAGGAGGUGAGGUCUAUGCAGAGUGUCUGAGCGACACCAGUAUCUUCGUUCAGAGUCGUAACUGUAACUACCACCACGGUUUCCACCCCACCACGGUGUGUAAGAUCCCUAGUGGCUGCAGUCUGAAGAUCUUUAACAACCAGGAAUUUGCUCAGCUACUGGCCCAGUCUGUUAACCACGGCUUUGAGGCUGUCUACGAACUCACCAAGAUGUGCACCAUCCGCAUGAGCUUUGUAAAGGUGAUAUACAGUUACAUUUCUAUUAGUUUCAGUACUAUGUACGAUUCACUGCUUUAUGAUCUUGGUCAUUGAUGAUUAAAAAAAAAAGAAUUGUGGAAAUAACCGUUUUUUAAAAUUAACUUAAUUUCAUUGAAAGAGCAAAUCUGCAAUGUUGAGAGUAACAUUAGGCCACACUGUAGCAAAACAUUGCGCAAUGGAAAACAAACAUUUCUUAUUGGACAAGUUUGCUUUUUCACUCCUUUUCUGACCAUGUACUUCCUUUGGUGAAUAUGACCCAGCUUUAUCUCUCUCUUUCUCCCUCUCCACAGGGCUGGGGAGCUGAGUAUCACCGACAAGAUGUCACCAGCACCCCCUGUUGGAUAGAAGUGCACCUUCACGGCCCUCUGCAGUGGCUGGAUAAAGUGCUGACACAGAUGGGCUCUCCUCUCAACCCCAUCUCUUCAGUGUCCUAA
Coregonus sp. 'balchen' is the source of this 11143-nucleotide messenger RNA. The record is from the annotation of a GenBank genome assembly. NCBI's taxonomy places the organism in Eukaryota, Metazoa, Chordata, Actinopteri, Salmoniformes, Salmonidae.